AUGUUCUACGAUCUCAACAUACCCGUCACACCCUCAUCAGGCUCAACCCCGUCAGCACUGGACCAGCUCGAGACCAGGAAACGGGUCGAGCUGCUCGCUCAUUUGGGAUAUCAGGCCGUCGCAUACAACAACGAGAUCACCGGGAAAAUGCCACAGAACCAUGUCAACCCUAUCACAAAACUCGCCCUUCCAGGAAUCAACUUGAAGCAAUACUCCAGACUGACACUUGUCGUCGACGACAUUAGUCAGAACUACGGCCUGAACACGAACAACCCUUCGAUCGCGUCGUACGACAUUUUGGCAGUGAACCCAACGAACGAGAAGCUAUUCCAGGCGGCAUGCGGGACAUUUGAGGUCGACAUCAUCUCAUUGGACAUGUCGGCAAGGUUACCUUUCUACCUCAAACACUCGACCGUCGGACUCGCUGUCGAGCGUGGGAUCUACUUUGAGCUCUGCUAUGGUGCUGCCAUUCGAGAUGCGACGGCGAGGAGGAACUUGAUCAGCAAUGCACAGAGUUUGAUCCGCGUGACGAGGGGCAAGAACAUUAUCAUCAGCUCACAGGCCAUGCGCGCCAUGGAACUCCGUGGACCCUACGAUAUCGUCAACUUUGGCACUCUGCUCGGACUUAAUCAGGCGGUGGCCAAGGACUGUCUGAGCUCGCACUGUCGUGCUGUUGCCAUGCAUGCAGAAACUCGCCGGAAUACAAACAGGGCAGUGAUGUCCGUGGCGCCUGUGGCCUCACUCGCAGAGACGGAACAAUGGAAGCUUGGAGGUGGUACACCAGGUGGCAAGCGCAAGAAUGAUAAUAAGGGUACAGCUUCAAACAAGAAGGCCAAGGAGCACCAGUCGGAACCUGUGAAAUAA
Molecule: messenger RNA, 864 nt
Organism: Linnemannia hyalina
Lineage: Eukaryota; Fungi; Mortierellomycota; Mortierellomycetes; Mortierellales; Mortierellaceae
Source: the annotation of a GenBank genome assembly